ACUCAUUAUCAAUUUCACUCCAAUUGUGUGAACAGUCUCGUCGCUACCUUGAUCGUCUUUGACUAGACGUUCUUUCUCUUGAGAGAAGAUUUCUCCAAGGGCCAUGGUUGCACUUGAUUUCUAUUUCCCAAGGAAGAGACUCUCUGCUUUGGAACCAAAUUUCUCUGGUUCGACGUGUAUCGGAGUCUACAGUUCCGAUGAUUCCAUAGCAGCACAAGAUUACUCUUGUGGCGACAGCUGCGAUGAUUUGGCAACUGUAUCUUCCGCUCGUUGCGAUUUCGACGAACUGUGUGGUCUGGAUUCAGCCUUGGAGAUGAGCUGCAGGUCUAAUGGAGAAGGCCGUGAGGUUCAUGAGGCUGGUGGUGGUAGUGGCGGCACAGACAAGAGUGAGGUUCCAGGGUAUAAUACAAUGUAUGCGAGCGGUUGGAUGUACGUUAAUCAGCAAGGCGAGAUGUGUGGCGCUUAUACGCAACAGCAGCUAUUUGAUGGCCUGUCCACUGGCUUUCUACCUGAGGAUCUUCUUGUAUACCCAACUAUCAACGGUUAUAUGCAAAAUUCUGUACCGCUUAAGUACUUCAAGCAGUUUCCUCAACAUGUCGCCACUGGCUUUGCCUAUCUACAUAAUGGAAUGAUAAAUGUAGUCCCUCACACUGAGACUCGAGCAGAGCAUACAGCUUCUUCUGCUGCUCAUUUGAUUUCCCACCCUCCACAGCCCAGUUCUAAUGGUUCCCUCUUGGAUCAGCGAAUGUUAAACCAGGAGGAAGUGAAUUUGUUAGCUUCGUUCAUCUCAUUGGGAAGCGAACAUGCUUGCUGGUUUCUUGUGGAUGCUGAGGGUAGAAAUCAUGGUCCAUAUUCUUUAUUGGAGCUUUAUAAUUGGCAGCAGCAUGGACAUGUUUCAGAUGCAGCAAUGAUACGGGAUGUUGAAAAUAAGUUAAGACCAAUCACAUUAGCGUCGUUAAUUGGUGUAUGGAGGGAUAAAUGUGGUGGUGAAAAUUGUGACGAAUCAAUGUCUGGGGUGAGCUUCAUAUCUGAAGUAUCUGAGGAACUCUCUUCUCAGCUUCAGAGUGGAAUAAUUAAAAUUGCUAGAAGAGCUCUCCUCGAUGAAAUCAUCAGUAGCACAAUUUCAGACUUUCUUAACGCGAAGAAAAGAGACGAGCAUCUCAAGUCUGAUCCACCCAGUUCUGCUGCCAAUUUUGUUAAAUGCAUAUCGUGUCAAGUUAUCAAUCCGGAGAAAACUGCUGUUUCAACCACUGAAGCAACAGCCUGUGAGAACAUAAAGAAUGAGGAGGAUCCUAGUCGAAUAGUUUCAGAGUCGCUCAAAUACACUAAAUCUGUUGGAAGCGCCGAGAACUUUCAGACAUCUUGCUCAGCUGUAUGUGGAAUCCUUCACAACAAUUGCAUGCAAAUUAUGUGGAAUGCUGUCUUUUAUGAUACUGUGGCAACGUAUACAUCAUCUUGGCGAAAGAACAAACUUUGGUUUCGUUCUCCUGAUACCCCAACCGUUUCGAGCUACUGCAAGGGUUCCCAUACCAACCACUCAGAAAAACCAGAAGCAGCUGAGAGUUUUACUUGUAGGGUGGAUUCCUCUUCCUGCAAAACUGCUAACUCUAAUGCAUAUGACUUAGCUACCAAAGCAGCAAGUUUUCAUGAACCGUCAUCUAGGAGAGUAACCUUACCAGUCAUUGAUGGAACAGAAAGCGUUGUAGCAAGCAUAUCGGAACACGUACAAAGGGAGCUCUUUUCGUCUCUGGAAACUCAUCUGACUGAUUAUAUUGGCAUUCUCAUUGAAGAUGGUGCGAACAUUGCUGCUAGUACUGUCCAAGAUGGCAAAAUGCAUGAGGAAAACUCGUCAUGUUUGGCAAAGUCUGGUGAAAAGGGAGAAUCGUCUGAGCAAAUCACAUCUGAGGAUAUUGUUGCUAAUAUUUUUAUUACAACAUUGCAGACAUCAUCAGACAGUCCGGUCGGUGAUGAAGUUGAUACUCUGGAUAUUCAUGAGCCACCACCACCUGGGUGUGAAAGCGGCAUUACAAGGCCAUCUCUGCGCUGUAACUUUCGGCCUGUAAGGUCCAAAGAAUCCAUUCCUGAGAUUGAAGAAUAUGUUGCAACGGCUUUAUGUAGACAGAAGUUGCAUAAUGUUGUUAUGAAAGAUUGGAAAUCACUGUUCAUGAAGUGUUCUCUUAAGGAAUUCCUUGCUUCACAGAAAGGAAGCCAUCAAGUUUCUCGCAAAGAAACAAUCGCCCCGAGGAAGCUCAAAGCGAUUACUCAGAUCAAAAAGCCAGUAAAGUCUAGUAUAUCAAGUCAUACAGCCGAGAAGCCAAAGAAACAAUGUGUCAGAUCUUCUGAAAAAAUUCUGGUUAAACGAUCUAAGAAACCUCCUUCUAAAGAUACACCCAGUAAAGAUUUGUCACUUAGUAAACCAAGUCAGCCGAAGAUAAGGAAUGCUGUCCAGCAGGAUCAAAUUAUCAUUAAGAAUGUGACGAAGGUUCGGAAAGAAAAGGUUGGUAAAGAUGCUCAUCGCAAGGUGAUUUCUGAGAAAAACCAAGAUGUUGGAAUGGCAGAUGAAUUUGAUGACGAACUUCUUAUAACAAGACUAAGAAGGAUAUCAAAGAGUAAAACAAAAGAGUUAAGAGAAGGUACAGACGCUGGAAAAUCCUGUGAGGAGAUUUCAUUGUCUGCUGAAGAAUCCGUGGAAACUGUUGGCUUCAGAGAUCAUGAGGAAAAUCUUUCAAAUAAGUCUUCUCAGAAAGUGCAAAAAGCUAAUGUAUCAAAGCUAAAGAGAAAGAAUACAUCAGAAGUCGAAGGAGCACAAUCUUGUAGUGGAGCAAACGGAGGAUAUACUGAGAUUUCUGGAAAAGACACUGAUACAGAAAGCCUUGGAUUUGAAACCAGGGAUAAGGCUUCCCAUGAACGCCUCAGCAAGAGACGGAAAAAAGAUGCAGCUAAAGGAAAAAAUAUUGUGGAGAAGUCUGCGUGCAGCGUAUCACAGAAAUCUCUUAAGCCAUCGGAAUCAUCAACUCUAAAGAGAAAGCAUUCAUUAGAUGAAAAUGUCCCCAAGGAUUCUGAGAGUGCUGUUGGAAAUGAAGGAAAGCUUCCUGGCAAUACAUCAAAUAAAAUGCAGAAAGUAGGUUCGAAGAAAUUGAAGCUUAAAAGGAAGCUAUUACCAAAACAUACAACAGAGCUUUCUUCCAUUGAGGAUUUGGCAGUGGAUAAUGACAGCAGACCUACGUCGAUUGCACUAAAACCAUUGGUAAAAUUGGGACCGAAAGCAAGCAAUAAAAAGGUGUUAGUUCCAAUGCCAAAGUCCGAUGGAUGUGCACGCACAUCUAUUAAUGGCUGGCAUUGGCGUGCAUGGUCAUUAAAGGCUAGUCCUAAAGAGAGAGCCAGUGUUAGGGGAAGUUCUUGCGUGCACACGCAACAUUUUGGUUCCAAAAUUAGUUCUUCUCAAAACGUUCUUUCUGCAAGAACUAAUAGGGCAAAGAUGCGUAAUCUUCUAGCUGCUGCCGAUGGUGCUGACCUCUUAAAAGUUUCUCAGUUGAAGGCUAGGAAAAAGCGCUUGCGGUUUCAACAAAGCAAAAUUCAUGAUUGGGGUCUUGUCGCACUUGAACCAAUUGACGCAGAGGACUUUGUGAUCGAAUAUGUUGGAGAGUUGAUACGUUCUUCUAUAUCUGAGAUCCGUGAACACCAAUAUGAAAAGAUGGGAAUUGGAAGCAGUUAUCUUUUCAGGCUUGAUGAUGGCUAUGUGAUUGAUGCCACAAAGCGAGGUGGCAUAGCAAGGUUUAUAAACCAUUCAUGUGAGCCUAAUUGUUACACCAAGAUUAUAAGCGUGGACGGUAAGAAGAAGAUAUUUAUUUAUGCGAAACGGCAUAUUGACGCUGGUGAAGAAAUAAGUUACAACUACAAAUUCCCGCUUGAGGACAACAAAAUCCCUUGCAACUGUAAAGCGCAAAAGUGCCGUGGAUCACUGAACUAGGAGGGAUGUGGCUGGUAGAAGAAACUGAAUCAGAUGUAUACUAUGUACGGGAAUGUUUUUUGGGGUUCACGUGAAGAAGAUGGACGAAUCUACCUUUUUGCGGUAGACAUGUCCAGCAGGCAGCAGCAGAUGAGUAUCCUCUCUUUGAACACAAACUGUAACCAUUUUAUCCCACAUACUAACAGUUAUAAAUAAGUUAUUUUCUUUUUGAUAUUUUUCUAGUUUUCUUUUGUUGUUGUUGCCAUCAACAACGAAAAAUAUCCAAUGCUAAGUUAAUAAUAAAUCUAUUUUAUUAUUAUAAUUAACUUAAUUCCUUAUGAAUUUAAAGAAACGAGGUUGAUAUUUAUUGUGUUUCGUGUAACAAAACAAAAGGUUAUUAUUGCUAAGCAUUUUUAGCUGUCCAUUGUAAAAAACAAAUGCCAACUUAUAGAAAUCAGAACUUUGUUGGAUUGGUUUCAUUUGAGCAGAAAGAAAGGAGAAGAGAGAUUAUCAUUGUCACGGCUCAAUGAAAGCUAAGUGGUUUGUUUCUGAACGUUUAAAGCAUUUUAUUGAUAUUUUUGGGUUGUGUUAAUAUAGCAUGUAUAGUUUUUAAUGUUUUUUUUGGUUUGCAGGAAUUGUAAGUAAAAAAAAGAUUAGCAAUGUGAUAAUUCCAUUUCCACAACCGCAUUGUGCUUGAUAUGCAAAAUUGCUUCAUCAGACGCGAAACGGGACAGGCCCUACUUUUGCUCUAUCUAGUUAAAAGGCAAUAUUGGAGUAGUGUUGCCUUUCUUUCCCCUGGCUGUUUGGGUUUGCCAAAGACAAUUUGUUCAUCGACUUCGUUUCUUGUCGUUGGGGUACCAAGUUUUUUCUAUCUGUAGUUUGCAAACUAUUUAUUGUAUGAAUUAAAAUAUUUGAAUCAUUAAAACACUUGAAAUGGUGCCAGUUA
Molecule: messenger RNA, 4895 nt
Organism: Brassica oleracea var. oleracea
Lineage: Eukaryota; Viridiplantae; Streptophyta; Magnoliopsida; Brassicales; Brassicaceae
Product: histone-lysine N-methyltransferase ATXR7
Exons: 21
Coding region: 104-3970 (1288 amino acids)
Cellular component (GO): Set1C/COMPASS complex
Molecular function (GO): histone H3K4 methyltransferase activity; protein binding
Source: RefSeq, a predicted model, not a curated record